AUGGCGCCCAUUAACGAAAAUAAUCCUAUUGAGUCCACCCAAGCUGAUGAGCGGAGUCUCCCACCAGCUUUUCUUGAUCUCGCAGACUCGGUCAGUGACUUUGAGAUUAAUUUUAACAUAUUUUUCUCAUAUUUUAUAGUCUUCCCGCCCAGGAGGCGACGCAGUGAACAAAUGCGCCUCUUAGAACAGCAACACGCUCAAGAAGAAAGUGAUUUACUUAAUAUUCCAGCUACUGGUGACAUGCGUCACAUUGCUGUUUCCGCUCCUACCACUCCUCCACGAGUAGCCGGCAUUCUCGCAAACGACCUCAAUGAUAGCAAUCCCUUGUUCGACCCGCCAAUGUCCCACUUGGGCCCCGCUUACCGCGCAUUGAAUAAUGGUGUCACAUUCGUGUCUAAUGCCCAACCUAUCGGAAGCGAAAAACGCAACUCUGCGAAUUAUGGACAGAUUUCUGAAAACGUUGAUCGCGUUCCUCCCGUGCAUGCUUCCCAGGGCUAUGCAGGCGCCAAAUCCAUGCCUGCCAGUCGCCGGGGCUCUUCUGAUAGUCGAGAUGCCGACGAUAUCCUUGUACAAGGUAUACAGGGUUUGACAGUUCACGACGGCAUCGGACACCACAAGCCACAAUUGCGACAAUCCAGAACCAAUCCACGCUUUGGAGAUAUUGAAUAUCCUGGUGGCUAUAAUGCGGGACUCAUGCUCGAUGAUGAACUUGACAAGGAUAUCAACAGCGCUAUCAAAUUCUUGCCCACCUCUGAUGAAGCACCUAGAGAUCCCUAUUCCAAGUUAUCUGCGUCUUCUGCUGCAUUGGAUCUUGCCCCUCUUUCUCAAACACCUCCUCGCCCUAAUUAUAUGAAUCGGCACAUGGAAGCACAAAAGUCUUCGGAGUGGCCCUCCUUUUCUUCUCGUCCGGACAGCUCUGCCCGUGUAGGGAGGUCAUUCACUCAGACGCCCCAAACAUUGGCAGGAACUCCUGAUCUCGCUGGAAAGUUGAACUCGACAUCAUCUACGCCCAUGGUUCAGUCCCAUUCUCCUGUGGCAUCUCGACGAUCUUCUCCCAGGGGCUUUGUCGGAGAAGGAGUGAUGAGUAACAUCAACACUCGCUCUGUUCCCGCAACGCCCUUAGGGACGGUAGCGCACAACGUCGGGUCCAAGCCUUCAGCACAAGGUCUUCAGAUGGGGCAGGAUCAAGCCGGAAUAAAUUCAUACGUCGGCCUCGGGGUGUCUGGUGAAAUGAACAACCGAUAUAGCGGAUCUAAUUUCGACAGUCCUAGUGGCUAUGGUUUACAGCAUGGCAUCGACGACCGCUUUGGGGUCGAUGGGCAGUACGGCAUUGGUAUUGGCGGUGACCCACGAAUCCUUGGAAAUUUCGGUAACGGAUACGACCAGAACAGUCGAGGGCUAUAUCACGGAGCUAACCAUCCCACGCGCUACGGCCCCAUGUCAUCCGGAAAUCGUGGCCUGGGCGGAGAGGGCAAACUAAACGGCUUCCAUAACCCGAAGCAUAAGCGCGGUGAAAUCGAUCGCGAAUUCAAUCGUUAUGCUGGGAGCCGACUUGAGGAUCUGAUCGGGGAGAUCCCUAACAUGUGCAAAGAUCAGCACGGAUGCCGCUUCUUACAGAAGAAAUUGGAAGAAGGUGUUCAGGAACAUCGUGAUAUCAUCUUCAGAGAGACCUUCAAUCACUUCGCGGAACUCAUGACUGAUCCUUUUGGCAAUUACCUUUGCCAAAAACUGCUGGAAUAUUCAACCGAUGAGCAGCGCAACCUAAUCUGUGAAUCUGUCGCUGGAGAUCUGCGUCAGGCUGAUCCUCAAUACAACAACCAGAUAAUAGCAAUCAUCCGCGCGCUCUCACUGCAUGUUGUCACGCUCAUCAAGGACCUCAACGGUAAUCAUGUCAUUCAAAAAUGUCUCAAUAGGCUUGUUCCCGAGGAUAAUCAGUUCAUAUACAACGCUUUCGCGGCGCAUUGCGUGGAGGUCGCCACCCACCGUCAUG
Messenger RNA from Acaulospora colombiana, 1990 nucleotides. The record is from the annotation of a GenBank genome assembly. NCBI's taxonomy places the organism in Eukaryota, Fungi, Glomeromycota, Glomeromycetes, Diversisporales, Acaulosporaceae.